UUUCUUUUUCUUUUUUCUCUCUUUUUUAUUAUUUAUAUAAAUAGAUCUAGAUACCUUUGUCUUAUUUUCUCUUUCUUUAUUUUUUCAAGAGACAAGUAGAUACUUUCAUGGGUAAUUCACCGUCUAAAAAGUUGAAACAGCCUUUUCAGAAACAUUUGAAAGAUACAAAUGUACUCGAGAAGAACAGCACAACAUCUACCAUAGCUGUAUUAAAAAAGCACAAUCCAUCAAUGUCCAUUUCAAACAAUAAUACAGAAAUGAACAUGUCAUCGUUUACAGCAUUACAUAGAACUACGUCAUUGCCACCUUCACCAACGAGUACUUUACCCCAAAGCAUUAAAAACGAUUAUAUCUUUCAUGGUAGAAAGUAUCAAAGCUACAACACUAAAUAUAUUUUACCCAAUGACGAGAUAGAGCAAGAUCGACUUGUGCAAGUGCACUUUAUUUAUAAAUUUUUAUUUGGAGGCAAUUUCUCAUCGCCAGUAAGAGAUUUGCUGUCACUGAAACAGCUGAAACGAAAUUCAGCCUCAAGUAGUAGUAAUGCACAGCAAUGGGAUUUACAGCCUCUACCUCAGCCCAAAGUACUAGAUAUUGCUUGUGGCACAGGUACAUGGAUCUUGGAAAUGGCCACUGAGUUUCCAGAGACUCAGUUCUACGGCAUCGAUAUUGCACCCAUUUACCCCACCACCAUCAAGCCUUCAAACACUUUUUUUAGUCAGCAUGAUAUAUUGAAUGGUUUACCCUUUCCCAACGAGUAUUUUGAUUAUAUACACAUGCGUCAUGUUUAUACCUGUUUUUCUGAAGAGGAUUGGACGACUGUCAUGAAUGAAAUAAAGCGAUUAUUGAAACCCGGAGGCUAUAUUGAACUUCGUGAACUCUAUCCAUUGCUCUACCAAAUGGGACCUAUAACACAUGACUUUUUCAAGCAUUUUAUCUGUGGCAUGAAAAAUCUACAUAAUGUAGACAUUGCCUGGGCCAAGAAAAUGUUUACUGUUCUUCAAGAAAUAGGCGAGUUUGCAGAUAUCCAUCGUCAAAUACGCCAGCUUUAUUUUGAUCUUCCUGGUACAAUUGGCAAUAUGGCACGCAACUCACUUCGCACAGCAUGCGAAAGUUAUCGACCUUUUUUCGAACAAGUGAACAACAUACCCAAUGAUGAAUACGAUAGAAUUCUAGAUGCAAUGGCACAAGAAAUCAUACAACACCACUCCUUUUUUGAUUAUUAUGCUUGUUGGGGAAGAAAGACACUUUGUGCUACCGAGUACCAUCAUCAAGACGUUGUGGAGUCUAUGCUGCAUGCAACUCGGCGAUAUUCUGUAGUACCUUCGACCAAAAGCGCAUCCUCGUCAUCUCAGAGUAGAAAGCGAACACAUUCAGACACUAUGGUGAGUCCAAACGAGAAGCCUUCCGUACUUUCCAUUAUUACCAUUGACCCUGAAAACCAUGAGGAAACUAAAGGCUCAGUGAUUCAGUGGGACGAAGAUACAAUUGAGUUAGGGCCAGAAAACCUUAAUGAUAUUUCUCAGUUUGCUGAUGGAUAUGAUGAUUAAUAACAUUGUAAAUAAUAUUGUACAGUACAUUUAAAUAUUUGUUUUUU
Messenger RNA from Gilbertella persicaria, 1594 nucleotides. Its product is annotated as S-adenosyl-L-methionine-dependent methyltransferase. Gene Ontology annotation, molecular function: methyltransferase activity. The annotation marks the transcript as partial. The record is from RefSeq and is a predicted model, not a curated record. The transcript is spliced from 4 exons. Lineage: Eukaryota; Fungi; Mucoromycota; Mucoromycetes; Mucorales; Choanephoraceae.